AUGGGAAACGUCGGGAGCUCUGCCAGGCAACGCAGGAGAACAGCCGCCGGUAUUCUUGCUGGCAGCCACGAGUCCCAGGCUACUGUUUGUGGUUCGCUGUUCGCGGCUUGCCUCGGACUCGAGACACGUAGUUCGUUGGGCCACUCGCCUGGACAAGAAUGCGGGGCCGGCUCCUCUACACCCAGAUUUGCAGACGGCACAAAGAUUGAGCGGCGUCUUGUUGGCAAGUUCACCUCGCCUACGGGCCUUUACUCUCGGGAGCUAUGGGACGAGCGGAAGGUCCGGCGGCUGAUCUUGCACAAUCGCUUAGCACCACGUUUCCCGGGUGCAGAGUUCCCUGUUCGAGUGGUCGUAGAAGACGGAGUCAAGCGCAUCAAUAUGGAGGGUAAGGGUCUAUGUCCUGAAUAUAUUCAACACGAAAUGGUUAGUGCGCUGGAAGAGUGCCCGAUAUGCUUCUUGUACUACCCGUGCUUGAACACAACACUCUGCUGCCACAGGGGAAUAUGUACGGAAUGUUUCCUUCAGCUUCGCCCACAGCGAGUCGUUGCCCACACGACAACGUCGUCGUGUCCGUUCUGCAAGCACGAGCUGAUGGAGAUCGUUUUCCAUGGUGCACGAUCGGAGAAGGAAAUGGAUCAGCUUUACGAAGAAGAGAGUCGCGUAAGAGAAGCAAUGGAACAGGCACGGGCUCGCCAGGAAGCCGAAGCAGCGGAACGGAGGCUGGAGCUCAGGAGAAUGCGAGUAGAGCACUGUAUAUCAACGCUGCGGGCCGUUGUGGCUGCCGCAGUCCAUGAACGAUUCGCACAAUGGCUCAAUUUCGGUGGCGAUUCUUUGCAUGAAGCGAGCCGUCCGCAAUCAGACGCAGAUUGGAGAGCGUCUCUUCCAGAACCACCGGAAGACUUGCAAGACUUUAUGAACAUAUCGACUGCGCGGAAAAAAAUAUGUACAUCUUUGCGUCGAACAAAAUCCAGCCCGGUUAUAACGAGUCGGACGGGUAUUUCGGAUCAUAUAGAACACUCCUAUGAGCGCCAUCUAGCACUUGCGCAAGCUCACGGAUGGCGAGGAAAGGACCCCCUGCACAAUCGGACUGGAACGUUCAAAUCUGAACAGCCGCGAGGUGAACCUAAUAGCGAGACCCAACCAGCUACAUGCAACCAUUCUGAACUGCAAAUUCUUCCCCUGGAAACGGUACCGAACCAGUACACGAGUUCGCGACGACCUUCGCUGUCUUCUCCAGGGGUCUACGCUUCCUCUUCUCUUAAUACGGUACCUGAUUCGUCUCGUGCCCAAGAUUCCGACGUGCUUACGCAGCAGAUGAGGCGUUUCGCUCCGGAUGCUUCACCUGGGCAAGUCGCGAUCAGCACUGAUCCAGAAAGAUGGAACUACAAACGUCGAAGAUCAGCACGUUGCGUGAGCGUCUCCUCGAGCGCGGAACUUCUUUUGACUGUGAAUUUGAUGUGCCACAAUACCUCCGAAUCCGGUGCAACAGGAAGGAAUCGCAGAAAUGAACAGAGCGAUACGUGCGAGCUUCCCGCCAGUGCGUUUUUGCGUCGAUGGACUGGAUCCAGCCGAGACCUCUACUUUGCCUGGGAACAAGAGGAACUUGCUCUUCUGCAUGAUAUGGAGGCCAGAGGGCUCUUGGACUGGGCCGAGGAAACUGACAUUACUUAUGAGGAGCUGCUGCUAAUUGAAGCAAUCCGUAGAAGUCUCCUGGGGAACACGUAA
Molecule: messenger RNA, 1725 nt
Organism: Cyanidioschyzon merolae strain 10D
Lineage: Eukaryota; Rhodophyta; Bangiophyceae; Cyanidiales; Cyanidiaceae
Exons: 1
Coding region: 1-1725 (574 amino acids)
Cellular component (GO): cytoplasm
Source: RefSeq, a predicted model, not a curated record